AUGGUCAAUCCUCUUCUCCGUAAACUUUUUGGGAGCAUGGUAGAGCGUAGAAUUAAUAGGUUGGUAGAAGGUGAAGAUGUGGCAACUAAGCCACCAGUAGGAAAUAUUGUAGUUGAAAACAUUGUAAUUGGGGUAGAACAACAAACUGAAAAAUCAAAUGAACCCCUGGACACAAGAAAGGUAGAGACCACAGGUGUGCUUACUGAUGCAUCUACUGAGCCACCGGCAACUACUGAAACUCAAAAACCUACUAAGUCACCGGCAGUAGAUAGUACAGAGGUAAACAAAGAAAAAUUGGUAGUGGACACCACAAUAAAAUCUUCAGAGGCACAAACAGAGACACCAUCAGGAGAGGACACUAAGAAACUGGUAGAGCAACAGCUCCAUACUGAGAAAAACAUUGAGAAACAGGUAGAGCAACAUGCUCCUUCACAGACAAUGCCAUCGGCCACAUCUGACAAGCCCAAGCCUUUGGUAGUAGAAAUGAAAACUCAAACUGAUCCUCCAGAGAAAGAGGAAAGCAAAGCUAUCACUACCACUGACAAAUUACAGAUUGUAAAAAUAGUUGGACAGACACUCAGAACCUCUAUGUUUGAAUUUAGACCUACUAGUGUAACAGAGGUACUAUUAGAUUAA
Messenger RNA from Cryptomeria japonica (Japanese cedar), 636 nucleotides. RefSeq lists its product as uncharacterized. The transcript is spliced from 2 exons. The coding region runs from base 1 to 636 and encodes 211 amino acids. NCBI's taxonomy places the organism in Eukaryota, Viridiplantae, Streptophyta, Pinopsida, Cupressales, Cupressaceae. The record is from RefSeq and is a predicted model, not a curated record.